AGUCUCCCUCCCGGAGACCCCAGCCAGCGCCCGGCGGCCCCGCCCGGACCGCGGUCCGAAGGAUGCUGCAGCCGCGGGGGCGGGACCCGCAGGCGCUCGUCGGCGCCCCCCGACGCCGAUUGGGCGCAGCCGUGACCGGCGCCGCACGAUUGGCCAGUGGCGAGGCAGGGGCGGGGCCUGGAUCCUGCAGCCGGGCGGCGGGGGACGCGGCCAAAACCCGGGCAGCUGCUGCGGGGCGAUGGCCGCGCCGAGCCCGGGGCCCCGCGAGGUGCUGACCCCCUCCCCAGAGGCUGGACACAGAACAGCCGCCUUGCGCUCCAGCCGCCGUGGGCUCCUCUGGCGCCUACGGGACAAGCAGGCUCGCCUGGGUCUGUUUGAGAUCGGCCCGGGACAUGAGCUGCAUGGGCUGACAUGUAUGAUGCAGGCAGGGCUGUGGGCUGCCACCCAGGCCGCCAUGGACCACCCGCCCACGGGGCUGCCCACCCAGGAGGAUUUCUCCGAGGUCCUGACCCAGGUUCACGAGGGCUUCGAGCUGGGCACUCUGGCGGGCCCCGCCUUCGCCCGGCUGCGCCGCUCGCUCGGCCUGGUGGAGGAGGACUACCAGGCGGCGCUGGGCCCCGGAGGGCCCUACCUGCAGUUCCUCAGCACCUCCAAAAGCAAGGCCAGCUUCUUCCUGUCCCACGACCAGCGCUUCUUCCUGAAGACCCAGCGGCGCCGCGAGGUGCGGGUGCUGCUCGCCCACCUGCCCCGCUACGUCCAGCACCUGCAGCGGCACCCGCACUCGCUGCUCGCUCGCCUCCUGGGAGUGCACAGUCUGCGGGUGGCCCAGGGCAAAAAGAAAUACUUCAUCAUCAUGCAGAACGUCUUCUACCCCGCCGGCCGCAUCUCCGAGAGGUAUGACGUCAAGGGCUGCCAGGUGAGCCGCUGGGUGGAGCCGGGCCCCGCGGGCAGCGCCGUGGUCCUGGUGCUGAAGGACCUCAACUUUCAGGACAAGACGAUGGAGCUGGGCCCCCAGCGGAGCUGGCUUCUCCGCCAGAUGGAACUGGACACCGCCUUCCUGCGCGAGCUCAACGUGCUGGACUACAGCCUGCUGCUGGCCCUGCAGCGCCUGCGCGAGGACGAGCGGGGCCAGGCCGGCAGCCUCGUCUUCCGCGUGGCCAGGUCCGUGCAGGGGGCGCAGAGCCCGGAGGCGACGGGAGCCCAGAACCGCAGGCUGCUUCCCGACGGCCCCAAUGCCCUGCACAUCCUGGACGGCCCGGAGCAACGCUAUUUCCUGGGCCUCGUGGACCUGGCCACGGUGUACGGGCUCCGCAAGCGGCUGGAGCACCUGUGGAAGACGCUGCGCUACCCGGGCCGCACCUUCUCCACCGUCAGCCCCGCGCGCUACGCCCGCCGCCUGUGCCAGUGGGUGGAGGCGCACACCGAGUGAGGCGCGCCCGGCUCGCCGGCUGCGCCUCCGCACGCCGCCAGGGGGCGCCGUCGCGCCGCCCCGCGCCAAGGACUCCCCCGCGUUAGCUUAUCCAAUCCUCAAAAAAUGCUCCUGUUCCCUUUAGGCAGACCGUGGCCUGGAGGCUCGGGGACCGAGCGAGAUCACUGAGCCGGAAAUGCCGGAGCCGGGACUCGACCGUGCCUUUCGGGCUGCGGAGCCUGCGCCCUCAGCCGCGGGCUCCCGCAGUCCUGCCCUGCCCUGGGGGAGGUGGGAGACUGACCACCCCAGCGCAGAUGAGGAAGCUGAGGCCCAGAGACCUUAAGGGGCUCCGGCACCGGAAACUCCGGCCAGGCCUCUGAGCCCCAGCGCCCGCCCUCCCCCGCAGCCGCUCUGUGUGAGAGCAAGGUGCUGCAUCUCUGUGCCUCAGCCUUGAACCUGUCCCAGAGGAGGGGAAAAACCCGAGCUCGUGUGCGGGGGCCUGGGGGCCUGCUGGGCGGCCUGCACAGUCUAGGGCGCUUAUGUGACCGAUGGCAUGGGGUGGGGGGGCGUGGGCUCGGACCUCUCGUCGGAAACCAGAGUCAGCCACGGAACCGGAGUCAGCCACAGGACGUGGGAGCCCCCCCCCCAGCACUGCAGGGGAAGGAAGCCUCGGAGUGGGAGGGGACGGCCUGGGGACAGCCCUCAGCGACAGCGCCACCCCGCUGCCUGUCGGGAGCGGCCACAGCCUGCCACGGGCAGGAAGGGCGGUGACGUGGCAGGGCCGGGGCGUGGGUUCCUGGAAUACAUUUUUUUUUUAAACGUUGACAUCACUCCCGGGUUGGCCCUUCCUCGGGUGAUGGUUACUCAACCUGUCCACGCGGCGUCAGCCACAGCAGGAAGCUGAGAGCAGCAGUGGCUUCCACGGCGGGCUGGGGAGACCCCGGGGGAGGGGCGGGCCUCGGGCAGGAACCGGGGUCUGCGGCCUCGUGACCCUGGGGGCUGGAGGCCCGGGGCCGAGUCAGCACCCAGAAUCCUGCGCUCACGCACGGGCGUCACGGCCCCUGUCCUCCCGAGGGUCUCUGGCCGUGAGCCUUGGCGGGAGGGGGCAGUGGGGGUCCGGGACGCCUGGCUCUCCUGACCUGUUCAUUCGGCAGGUGUUUGCACCUCGUGUGUGCCGGGCACGUGCGGGGCCCUGCCUGCCUCCGCACAGGAGCCCACGCUGUAGUGGGCACGGGAACCGUCACACACAGGUGGCCAACACCGUGGAAGACAGAGUCGGGAACUUACCUGGAGCUGCGGGACGCCUGGUCUCAGCUCCGCUGUGGCCUCUGGAUCCGCAUCUCCCUGGGCGCCCCUGCUCUGUGUGGCCCAGCGAGGAGAGGGUGCUCACCAGCCACUGUGGCCGAGGACUGAGUCCAAGGGAACUGCGCCCCGCGGGGCCCCCAGGGCCGAGUCCUCAAGAAGACUCGACGGACGAGGACACGGGGCCGGCGCUGCGGCACGGGCUGAGCCUCCACCCGCGAGGCCGGCAUCCCAUACGGCACAGGUUCGAGGCCUGGCGGCUCCGCUUCCAAUCCAGCUCCCAGCUGAUGCACCUGGGAAAGCAGCGCCCCCCACAGGGGAGACCUGGAUGGGGUUCCAGGCUGCGGGCUGGAGAUUCGGGGAGUGAACCAGCGAUGGAAGAUCUCUCUCUCUCUCUCUCUCUCCCUGUCUGUCAGUCUGCCUUCAAAUAAAUAAAAAUGAAAUCUUAGAA
Messenger RNA from Oryctolagus cuniculus (rabbit), 3161 nucleotides. It is a transcript of the gene PIP5KL1, whose product is annotated as phosphatidylinositol-4-phosphate 5-kinase like 1. Gene Ontology annotation, biological process: phosphatidylinositol phosphate biosynthetic process. Gene Ontology annotation, molecular function: 1-phosphatidylinositol-4-phosphate 5-kinase activity. Gene Ontology annotation, cellular component: plasma membrane. Lineage: Eukaryota; Metazoa; Chordata; Mammalia; Lagomorpha; Leporidae. The record is from RefSeq and is a predicted model, not a curated record.